Molecule: messenger RNA, 912 nt
Organism: Diplodia corticola
Lineage: Eukaryota; Fungi; Ascomycota; Dothideomycetes; Botryosphaeriales; Botryosphaeriaceae
Product: cytochrome c1 heme lyase
Exons: 2
Coding region: 1-912 (303 amino acids)
Biological process (GO): cytochrome c-heme linkage
Cellular component (GO): mitochondrion
Molecular function (GO): holocytochrome-c synthase activity
Source: RefSeq, a predicted model, not a curated record
AUGACCGCCGCCGCCAACGACGGAGGAGGAGAGCCGCCGACGACGACCGCCUGCCCCGUCGACCACCACGCCCGCGCCGCGUGGAUGGAGCAGGCCCAAAAGGCCGCCGCCGCCGGCCAGGCCGCCCCGCCGCUGCCCGUGCCUCAUCCUCCUCCUCCAGGUCCGCCCUCCUCGGCCGCUCCCACCGCCGCCCUUCGCAAACCCGCAGCCGCAGCCGCAGCCGCAGCAGCCGACGGCUGCGACUCGUCCAAGCUCGACCAAUCGCUCCCGCCGUCGCUGCCGCAGUCCAAAACAACAACAACCGCCGGCUCCACGCUCCUCGGCUAUCUCGGCCUCCGACAGGACCGCGAGGUGUCGACGAUCCCGCGGGCUAUUCCGGGGGAGCGCGCUCAAGUUGCGGCGGGGCAGGCGCCGGCGGGCCAGGUGCCGGCGAACAAUGAAGGCGAGACGGGCAGGGACGGCGCGUCGGGGAACUGGAUCUACCCGAGCGAGGAGAUGUUCUUCAACGCGAUGCGGCGCAAGAGGUUCGACCCGCGGGUCGAGGACAUGCGGAGCAUCGUGCCGAUCCACAACGCGGUGAACGAGCGGGCGUGGAAGGAGAUCAAGGCGUGGGAGGAGGGGAGGGGGGGCGGGAGUUGCGGCGGCCCUAAGCUCGUGGCUUUCUCGGGCAACUCCCAGAAGUUGACGCCCCGCGCGCGGUUCAAUUCGUUCCUCGGAUACCAGACGCCGUUUGACAGGCACGAUUGGGUCAUCGAUCGUUGCGGGACGACGGUCGAGUACGUCAUUGACUUUUACUCGGGCAGGAACGAGGGGAAGGAGGGGAAGAGCUUGAACUUUUACUUGGACGUCAGGCCGAAGCUGAACAGCUGGGAGGGCGUCAAGACGAGGGUGUCGCGGUUUUGGGGCUUUUAG